UUCAUGUAUCAUUUAAUCUAUUUAUUUCUGUUGUAAAGAAAUAUUACUUGGUUCAUGUAGAAACAUAUAUUAAGUAUUGAGACUUGAUCUGGGAUCCAACCAAUCUCUGUCCCCUUGGGGCUUGGGCUACAGAUAAGAUAUAAUUAAUCUGCAAAACAGUAAAGGGGUCUGGGUGUACAGAUAAGAUAUGUGGCCCACAUGCUUCUUAUCCUUCUUUGCUUCAUUGGCUUUGCUGCAUUAUUGAUGAUGUUGGGUGAGGGACUAAAUUAUUCUUAUCAUGCAAGUUGGAGUCUUAAAAGACUAAAAUCAAGUACGAAAGAUUCCUAGAUUACCCUGUCAUGUACAAUAAUGCAUAAUAUAAUGAUUUGAUCGAUCAAGUCUUAAAUGACUGCCAGUGCCAGUGCGUUUCUCUCGUUGUUUUUGUCAUCACAUGACCGAUCUAACACAAAACAACAAGAAUAUGAUGUUACCUAUUCUUGAAUCUUCAACAUUGCAAAGCUUUCACAAAACAAUUCGAUCUGCGCUUGUUUUAAUUGCUUUGCUUGCUCCUCUGUUAUCUUCCUGAAACUAAUAACUAUGGCGGUGGGAGAGAUCUUUCUUGCGGCAUUCCUUCAGUUGCUGCUGGACAGGUUACGCCUGGGGAGAUCCUUGGCUACUUUGGAAGCUUGGGAGGAGUUGGCAAAGAGCUGCAGAAAUGGAAGGGAACACUGUCCGCAAUUGCAGCGGUGCUUUACGAUGCGGAGGAGAAGCAGCUGACGAGCAAGGCAGUGGAUCUGUGGCUAAAUGACCUCAGACACUUGGCUUACGAUAUCGACGAUCUACUCAACACCUUUUCUAAUGAGAUGUUAGAACGCGAGCAGCUCAAGCUUCACCAAACUGGCACAAGCAAGGUACGAGGCUUCUUUACCAAAGUUCCUCACAAAGUUAAAUUCAACUUCAAUAUGAACUCUGAAAUAGACGACAUUGCUAAACGCUUGCAAGACAUAUUUGACCGGAAAGAGAAACUCGGUUUGAAAUAUAUUGAGCAUACCCCUACUUCAACAUCAUCAUCGCACAGGACACCAAGUUCAUAUGUGUUGGAUGGAUCUGUGGUUGGGAGAGAUGAAGACGCAGGAAAGAUUGUGGAAUUGUUGUCCAGAAAUGCUGAUCCUUCUUCUCCCACAAAUUAUCAAGUUGUUGCCAUUGUUGGUAUGGGUGGACUCGGCAAGACAACGCUUGCGGGACGAGUCUUCAAUGAUGUAGUUGCAAUGAAACAGUUUGAUCUCAAGAUCUGGGUUUCAGUAUCCGAUAACUUUGAUCUUCAAACGGUGACGAGAGCUAUUUUUAAGGAAGUUACAUCUCGGCCCUGUGAUAUGGAUGAGUUCAGUCGACUUCAAGAUAAUCUGAGCAAGAAGAUUGAUGGUAAAAGGUUUUUGAUUGUUUUAGAUGAUGUCUGGAGCACAUGUGAUUAUGAUUCAUGGACAAAACUGCAAGCUCCCCUCCGUGGCGGAGCCAAGGGAAGUAAGGUAAUGGUGACAACACGUGACGAAAAAGUUGCAAUAUUGAUGGGAGCCCCAGCCGGUGAUGUUUAUCAUUUAAAGACUCUAUCAGAUGAAAGUUGUUUGCAAGUAUUUGAGCAGCAUGUUAGCAAUGACAGGCCACCGAAUUUUGAGUUGCUUAAGGAGAAAAUUGUUACGAAUUGCAAUGGAUUGCCAUUGGCUGCAAAAACUCUUGGUGGUGUUUUACGUUGUGAAGAAACUGGCAAGUGGGAGGAAAUACUGAAUGACAAAUUAUGGAGUAUGUCAGAUAGGAGUAAGAUACUCCCAGUACUGAGAUUGAGUUAUCAUUAUCUCCCUUCACCUUUGAAGAGGUGCUUUGCCUAUUGCUCAAUACUUCCCAAUGACUAUGAAUUUGGGAAAACCCAAUUAAUCCUUCUGUGGAUGGCAGAGGGUUUUCUUGAGCAACCAAAAGGGACUAAAGUAAUGGAAGAUAUCGGUGACGAAUAUUUUGGGGAGCUAUUGUCUCGGUCAUUAUUUCAAACCUCGGGCAAAAACAGUUUGUGCUUUGUAAUGCAUGACCUUGUUGGUGAUUUGGCACGAUGGGCUGCUGGAGACACAUUUUGCAGAUUGGAGGAUAAACUGCAUGGUAGAUGUUCUCCGAACACUCGUCAUCUGAGUUACAUUUCUGCUAAGUUUGAUGGGGAAAAAAGAUUUGAGACAUUUUCUGAAGCAAAAGGCUUGCGGACUUUCCUACCACUUCCCGUUUCCGGUGGUUAUGAGAAUUAUCUGACUCGUUAUGCUACUUCUGAUUUAUUGCCACAAUUGAAAUACUUGCGGGUGCUCUCCUUCAAUGGCUAUAAACUGACCGAGGUGCCAAAUUCCGUAGGUAAGUUGAGACAUCUACGGUACCUUGAUCUUUCUCACACAUUAAUAACGUGUUUGCCUGAGUCAACAUGCAUGCUUUACAACUUACAGACGUUAAUAUUAGAGAAUUGUUCAAAAUUGAAGACAUUACCUUCAAACAUGAGCAAUUUAUCUAAUUUACGUCAUCUCAACAAUUCAAACAUGCCUUCAUUGGAAGAAAUGCCUCCCAAAGUAAGUCGGUUGACUCAUCUGCGAACUUUGCCUAAUUUUGUGGUGGGGAAAGGUAGUGCAUCAGGGAUUGGAGAGAUACAGUCAUUGCAUCUUCGUGGGACCUUGAGGGUUGGAAGAUUGGAAAAUGUGAUUGAUGUUGGGGAUGCGAAGACGGCUCAAAUAACGAACAAGGAAGGGCUGGAAAUCUUGCAAUUGGAAUGGAGCGGCACAAGCGAGAAGGAGUUGGAGGUGCUGUGCAGUUUAGAACCUCAUAAAAAGCUUAAGGAGCUGACCAUCAAGGGCUACAAUGGUUUCGAAUUUUCAAAAUGGAUUGGACAUCCUUCAUUCUCUGAUAUGACGUCUGUGAAAUUGGAGAAUUGUAAAAACUGUCGAUUCUUACCUCCUCUUGGCCAAUUACCUUUUCUGAAAAAUCUUCAGAUACAAGGACUGGUCAAUGUUGAAAGUGUGGGUGCUGAGUUUUAUGGAGAGUGCAGCUUGCCUUUUCCAGUGUUGGAAUGCAUGACGUUCCAGGACAUGCAAAAUUGGAAGGAGUGGCUUCCUUGCAAAAGAGAUGAAGAAAUUCGAGUUUUCCCAUGCAUGGAAAAGCUUUCCAUCCUUGGUUGCCCCAAAUUGAAAGAUUGGUUGCCCAAGAGCAUGGAUUCAUUAUCAGAGCUGUAUAUUGCUGCAUGUGAAGAGUUAGUGGUUUCAAUUGCCAAUUAUAAACAUCUUCGUGGGCUGUUCAUCUGCGGUUGUAAGGUGGUGCACAGAAGUGGAGUUAAGUUUGAGCUAUUGGAGGAUAUGUGGCUUGCAAGUAUUUCAGAGUUCAGACUUGAAAUAGACGGGUUCAUCAGAGGAUUGCCAAAGCUUCAAAAUUUGCGGAUUACUGGUUGUGAAGAGUUGACAUGUUUAUGGGAGAAUGAGGAUAGAUGGCUGCAGCCUCGAAUUUCUAAUAUUAUUGGAGGCAACAUAUCUGACUCCCCCUCUCACUUUAUUCAAGAGCUAAGAGCACUCAAGGAACUUGUGCUAACUGGAUGCUCAAAUCUAAUUUCUUUUCCAGAAGUUGGUUGGCCACCUUGUCUUGAAAAUGUAAAGAUGGAGUCGUGUAAUUCUUUGACAUAUUUCGUAAGGUAUCAAGUACCGCCAAGCAUAAGAAGAAUAGAGAUAGCAAAAUGUCAAAAUUUGAAACUAUUGGUGAAGGAUGCUUGGGAGCUAGAGGGUUGUCUGGAGUGGUUGGAGAUAAAAGAGUGUGCAUCUUUGACAUCCUUAUCAGGCAAAGGAGGCCGACUACCCAGAACCCUCAAAUUUGUUAGAAUAAGUGACUGUGAACGAUUGGAGUCAAUAAUCAAAACAUUCCACGAGGGCACUUGUCUUGAUGCUCUUACGAUAGAGAGGUGUGCAAAUCUCAAAUCCUUACCAGAGGGGCUUUGCCAUCUCUCUGCUCUUCGCAUGUUAUGGGUAGAGGAAUGUGGAAGUCUCGUUUCCUUCCCAAGCGGAGGGUUGCCAUCCAGCCUGAUAUGCUUGUCUAUCUGCAUUUGUGCUCAAUUGGAAGCCCUCCCCAGAGGCUAUGUGGACAACCUCAGCUCUCUUCAGAUUUUGUUGUUGAGAUGCUGGGGAGGUUUGGCAUCCAUUCUAGAAGAGGGUUUCCCACCCAACCUAAUUGAUCUGGAAAUUGGCCCUCUCUCAGAGUGCGGGCUUCACCACUUGGGCAGACUCACCUCUCUUGAAACCUUUUCUAUCUACUGUGUAGAUCCAGAUGUGGUGUCCUUUCCUCCAAAGGAUGUGCUGCUCCCUAAAUCUCUCAUUAAACUCACCAUUGCAGGCUUUCCAAAUCUGAAGCGCCUGUCAUCAUCUUUUCAAUCACUCACCUCUCUUGAAUCCCUUGACAUUCUUGGAUGCCCAAAGCUAGCAUCUAUUGUUCCAGAAAAAGAGGAUCAUCUGCCUCCUUCACUUACACAGCUUCGCAUCCAGGACGGCUGUCCGCUGCUCACAAAGAAAUACCAACCAGGUAAAGCACGACACUGGCCCAAACAAAUUGCUCACAUCCCUUACGUUUAUGUUGGAGGCUGCGAUGACGAAGCCGAAGCCGACCUCCGGGCAUAGAUAUCAAACUAUAUAGCCGCAAGAAGUACAAGGUUGAGCAAUGGACCAGCUCAAGAGUCUUGAUCCACGCACCCUUCUAAUUCUGGAUUAAGGGCAGCAGCAGGUAAAAGGUGGAGAAAGUUGUUUGCAAUGAGAGCACCUCAAGAAUUUUGAUCUGGGCUUCUAGUUCUGGUUCAAGGUAUUGUCCACUUAAGUAAUUCCAAUUACGGUGCACUGAUAUGCAUUCUGUCAGCUUCUUCGAGCACGGUUGUGGGAACAGAGCAGGCUUCAGAACUAAAAGAGCAAAUUUUUUGGGAAACAGUGUGGAGAGUUAGAGAAUUAUAUCAGUUUGGGGCAUUUUCAAGAAGCGAAGAGACUUAGUUUUGCAAAUUUCAGGCAGUCUGAUCUGUGGUUUUCUCUGUAGGGAAAGGCAGGCUGUUUUGACACUCUUACAGGGAGGGGUUUGGACAGGAAGCAAAGAGAAAAGGUUUGGUUUUGAAUUUGAUUCACCUUCUUUGUUGUUUAGUAAUUGGAAAUGUGUCUGUCCAUGGUUUUUUCCUUUUUUCUUUUUGGUUGCUGAAUUUUCGGGUUCAUUUCAUCAGCUUGAAUGAAAGGAAGUUUGGUGUCAAAGUUUGAUUUAUAUGGAAUUGGUUAGAGUAUCUAGGUUUCUAAAAACAAUUUGGAGGAAGGGGAUUAGCUGUUACACAAGUAACACUGCUUUCCUGUUUUUCCGGUUUGGGAUUUUGCUGCUUCUUCUUCUUCAGAAUGAAUAGAAAUUAUUACCUUCUCAUUGGUUUUGAUAAUUGUGAAUCUUUCUAAUUCCAGACUGCAGAUCUUUGCUGUACUUGGAUUUUCUUGAAGGCAUCAAACCAAACAUCAUUACAGUAUUACACAGCUGUGCCACUUUGAUCUAAGUGUCUAGGCCAAUCAAUCAUUCAAUCUUCAAAUGUCUAGGAAACAGCUGCCUGUAUAAGGAUGAGAAAGCCAUCAGGCAAUGGACCACCUCGAGAUCUGGUUUCUCUAUUUUAAGGCUACAGUGCACUGUGUUAUUCCGAUGGUCUGUUGCAUAUGAAAACCGGGUGCUGGAGCUGUUGGGGACACUGGAACUCUUAAAGGGCGUUGGAGCAGAAGAAUUUAUGUGCAGUUGUUCAGGAAAGCAUGAUACUAUCAUCAUCUUAGCCGUAUUUAUAAUUACUCGGUCAAAAAAUGCUAUUCAAUACAGAAAAGCCGAAGAAUGUAUGUGCAACUGUUCAAGAGCCGAGGUACAAGAGGGUCAUGCUAGCAUAAAAUCAUCGACUGCCGGAGAGCAACGCCUGAAUACAUCUUUGGCUGUGUUUUAUGGUAUCAGGCACUAACGGGGGAGCAUAACAUCACAGACUCUAUAUGUCACCCAGCAUGUUUGGUGUUUAUAAAGAUACUGAUAUCAUUUCUCAGUGUGUUCUUGCAAGUCUUCGUGUUCCUUGUCAGUUGUAUGUUUUUUUUUUUUUUUUUAGCAAACAGUUGUAUGUUUAAUUGAGAGUAAAAAUAGAAUAGAAAGGAGUUGACGACUUUGGCGCUACGGUGACGUUCUGAGUGAAUUGUGCAAGGUUGUCAUUGUACCAUCAAUAAUGGAUUCAAUUUUGUGUUCUCUCGGUCUCUGUGGGUCUGAUCCAGUUUUAUUUUGGCGGGUUUCUCUCUUUAUGAUGCAAAACAAGUCGGCUAGGAGAGUGCUAGACCAGUAGUUCAAUUCUCCAUCAAUGUAACCAAAAUAGAAUAAUAUAUGGAUCAAGCUUUGCUUCUAGUAUUUUAAUCCUCUGUUAUCGUUCUGUUUGCUA
This is a messenger RNA of Rosa chinensis, 6445 nucleotides long. RefSeq names its product putative disease resistance protein At3g14460. The transcript is spliced from 11 exons. The coding region runs from base 843 to 4652 and encodes 1269 amino acids. Gene Ontology annotation, molecular function: protein binding; ADP binding. NCBI's taxonomy places the organism in Eukaryota, Viridiplantae, Streptophyta, Magnoliopsida, Rosales, Rosaceae. Gene Ontology annotation, biological process: defense response to other organism. The record is from RefSeq and is a predicted model, not a curated record.